Rubroshorea leprosula is the source of this 772-nucleotide messenger RNA. The record is from the annotation of a GenBank genome assembly. NCBI's taxonomy places the organism in Eukaryota, Viridiplantae, Streptophyta, Magnoliopsida, Malvales, Dipterocarpaceae.
CGGCUGGGUUCGUCGAAACCCAACCUUGCUGGUUGCUCGAACCCAACCUUGUUGCGUUUGUCAAAACUCAGUUACUAGUUUCAUUAAAGCCACUGAGUUCAUCAAGCCAAUAGAUCUCAUCAAAUAAAAUUAACCCUUCAUAAACAAUAUCAUUCAAACUCUAAUCCAAUUCCAAGAAAAAUGCAAUCAAACUCUAAUCCAUAAGAAAAAUGCAAUCAAAUUGUAAAUCAACUUUUAAAUUUAUCAAGAACCGAAAAUGAAAAAACAUGAACUCAACGUCGAACCAGCAUGGCUGGGUUGGUCGAAACCCAGCCUUGCUAGUUUCGUCGAGCUUGGGUUGGUCAAACCUAGCCUUGCUGGUUGCGCGAACCCAGCAGCUGGGUUUCGACGAACCUUGCUCGCGCGACCAGCAGGGCUGGGUUCACAUGACCAGCAGGGCCGGAUUUGCGCAACCAAGACCAACAAGACUAGGUUCGUGCAACCAGAACCAGCAAGCGAAAACAGCAAGGAGAUCGGAUUUCAGCAAGCGAGAAACAUUGGAUCGGAUGAAAUGAUCGAGACGGACAGGAUUGGAUCGAUCGGAGCGGAUUUCAUGUUUGUGUUAUGAGAAAGAGUUACGGAAAAGGAAGGUAAUCAGCGGCAGCGGCAGCGAAACCCAAUCGAUCUGGGUAGGAAAGAAACAAAGAGAAAGAAAGAAAGGGAAGAAGAGGGAUUGGGAGGUGAGGGUCAUAUUGUCAUUUUAUUUUUUAAAAAUUAAAAAAAAUAUUAUUAU